CAUCCAGCCUCCGGGCGCACUCCACUCUCUGAGCACUGUGCGCGUCUCGGGGCAGGAAAUGGCAAAUAAAAUAAGCGAAAGGAUGAGCACCAUCAGUACUUCUAUGGCGGAUUCCACUGACACAAGAGUAAGUGAGUUGAUUGAAGCUGUGUACAGUAGUAAUAAAUUACCUGACGAAUCGCAGUCUCUCACUUGCAUGUCUUCCUCCGUGCGUAAUUUUGGAAACGCUGGCACACUCGUCCAUGGUAUUAAUUCAGCUGGUGAAAACGCAGGUUUUAAAGACUGUACCAUACUUGAUGGUUCAAUCACUGAAAAGCAAUUCUGUGACCGUGGUGAAUAUCUGAAGUGUGACAGCGUGACAUGGGAAGAUUUGUUAAAUGUUCAGAGAACCAAUGUGGCCACGUCCGAAAGUUUGACAUGCGCAAAUGCAAGUCUCUCCUCGACAACUGGAGCUUGUAAGUUUAUCAAAGAUGAACAGGAGCCGUCUGUGAUCAUGGGGACCGCUUCUCCCAACUUUGAUCCAUCCGCUGAGAUACCUGUUCUGGACUCCUGCUGUGACAGUGACAGAAAGCAGCAGAAGCAGCAGCAGCUUGGCUUUAGAGACGAAGAGCAUACUAGCUUUACGCAUGGCGCCUCGGGUUCUCGCCCUGGGCUAGAGGGAUCUCCAAACUUUCUGAUGGACCUGAACCAACCGGGGCAAGGGAGAGCCGACUCCAGGAGCAGUUUUCCAGGGAAGGCUGUCAUUCAGUUUGAUGGCAACACGCACACAUCCACGCAAGUGACCAUGUUCAAGAGCGAGGCUCCCCGUUGGCAGAUGCAGCCGUCUCCACCUGAGCCUCAGUACUGGUGCCAGCCUACAGGAGUGACCGAUGACCCAUUCACACACAGCGGGUAUGAUGUGAUCCAGAGUCAGGCCCUGUCUCAGAGGAACCAAACCCUUUACUCCACAUUCCCUGGUAUGCCACCUCAGAGAAUGUGUGUGAUCUGUAGUGAUGAAGCAUCUGGUUGCCACUAUGGAGUGUUAACCUGCGGGAGCUGUAAAGUCUUUUUUAAAAGAGCAGUUGAAGGUCAUCAUAGCUAUCUCUGCGCCGGGCGAAAUGACUGCAUUGUGGACAAGAUCAGAAGGAAAAAUUGCCCUGCCUGUCGCCUUCGAAAAUGCUACCAAGCUGGAAUGAUGCUCGGAGGUAGAAAGCUGAAGCGCUUCGGGGCCUUGAAAGCCUUGGGUUUGCCCCCCUCCCUGAUGUUCCAGUCUCACUUGGCCAUGUCCAGCGACAAUCAAGCCUUGACCUCCAUGUCUUGCAUACCAGGCGUCCGAGAGGUGCAUCUCUCCCAGCAGAUCAUAAACAUCCUGGAAAACAUUGAACCAGAGACCGUGCACUCUGGUUAUGACAACUCCCAGAUUGAUGUUCCGCAUCUUCUGCUCAACAGCCUCAACAGGCUUUGCGAGAAACAGCUGCUGUGGAUCGUCAAGUGGUCCAAGUCUCUGCCAGGGUUUCGUAAUCUCCACAUCAAUGAUCAGAUGACCCUCAUCCAGUACUCGUGGAUGAACCUGAUGGUGUUCUCUCUCGGGUGGCGCUCCUUUCAGAAUGUCACCAGUGAAUUUUUAUACUUUGCACCUGAUCUGAUUCUCAGUCAGGAGCAAAUGAGGAGAUCUCCAAUUUACGACCUGUGCCUGGCGAUACAGUUCAUCCCGCAGGAGUUUUCCAAUCUGCAAGUCACCCAUGAGGAGUUCCUCUGCAUGAAAGCCAUAAUUCUACUCAACACAGUGCCUCUUGAGGGACUAAAAAGUCAGGCAGCGUUUGAAGAGAUGAGACAAGCCUACGUCCGGGAGCUGACCAAGGCCAUCCACAUGAAGGAGAAGAGUUUGGUGGCCAGCUCACAGCGAUUCUACCACCUCACCAAACUGAUGGAUGCUAUGCAUGAUAUAGUGAAGAAGGUCAACCUGUUCUGUCUGAGCACCUUCAUCCAGGCAGACUCCAUGAAAGUGGAGUUUCCAGAGAUGAUGUCAGAGGUCAUUGCCUCCCAGCUCCCCAAGGUCCUGGCCGGCAUGGUGAGGCCCCUCUUAUUCCACUCCAAGUGACGAUUCCAGCACAGACUUCAUUACUCUGCGGAGACAUCUCGUUAAUGGAUUACUGAUCUUUCAGUUACUGGAUUCCUCGUAGCAUUCACCAUUGUACUCAGUCAUGUACAGAAUAUGCUUUGCCUAAUACCUUUCAUGGUCUUUGGCCACUUUAGUUCAUGAGGCCAAAAACAUACCUGUUCCUUUUUUUCUUUUUAGACAGAACUAUGUUCUUAUGAAUUCAGAGGCUUUAAUCAAUAAAUCUGUUUAAUCCUGAUUUAUCCACCAAGUCAAAUCCUACCACCUUUGUGAAAAUGGUACUUCCAAGCUGACAAAUAAAAAGGUUUUGAGAACCUCCAUAAAUACACAUAUUUUUGUAUUGAAGCAACAAAAAAGAAACAGAAAAAUAGUUUUAAAAAUUCAAAUAAUCAGUGUUUGCCACUAAUAUUUUAUUCUUACUAUAAGAAAAAAGAGACAACCAAAAUUUACAGCUAGCAUCAGAGUGACUCAGAAUUUAUUUGAGGGAGGAGAGGCUGGGAAAUGACCAGCUUUAACAAUCAACUAUAAACUAUGUGCCUGCUUGAACUAGAACUUACCUUAUGCACACCCCGUGGAUAUCUCCAUGCAGACUGCACAAUGCCCUAAAUGUUAUUUUCAUAAUACAAUGUUUUAAAAUUGUUUUUAUCUGUAUCAAAAUGAUGCAUGUAACAGAAAGGGAGACUUUUUUAAAAUCCCCACUGUGACAGUAAGUGCCUAAAUCCAGAAAAAAUCCUUACAGAUCUGUCAAAGUAAUUAAUCCCCUCCUCUCUGACCAUUUUUUACAACACAUUUGAAGUGAAGAAAGUUAAAGUAGCUGACAAAAAAAGACAGAUAAGUGGUUUCAUAAUGUAAAAAAAUCAUUAAAAGCUCAUUUUCAUAAAGGUAUGGAAAGAAAGAAGCAAGCACCAUACUGGAAUAGUCCAAAAUGAUUGCUCAUAACAAUAUCCCCGCCUCCCCCAGACCUUUUGUUCUUACUGCAGUGAGCAAAAGUUAUUUAUUGUUCCAAAGAAUUCAGACCACAGGUCUAAUAAAUCACGCUGUUUAUUAUUAGACAUGUUUAUGUACUGUCCCGACACAGUAGCUGAUCGCAAGGAAACAAGCUUUCCAUUUAAAGAAAACAAAAAAGGACGCCAAACGUUACAUAGUCAGGAUAUGGAUAUCAUUUCCUUGAUAAGCCUUUGCAAUUUCAGACUGUAGGGGAGUAUUAUCCCAGCAUCAGUGUUCAAGGCCACCACAUUCUUAAAAAUGUAAAUGGGAAAGAACAGCCUGAUCUUGGCAAGUGCAGCGUCUAAUAUAACCUUUCAAAUAAAACUUACUUCCAACAGAGUAAGGUUGACUUUGAUAUAAAACUUUUAGUUUGUAAUAACUGAAGCAUGUAGGAGUUUGUUCUGAUUUCAUUUUUUUUAUCCUUUUCUGCUGAAAUAGUGUCAAUAAAGUUCACUUUCUAGAUGAUUAUGGACUUUGUACUUUGGAAAUGUUGUGAGCGUAAUAGAAAAAGAAAUAUUCAAUGACAUCUAUUCCAUAAUAUACUCUGAUACAUGUCUAGUUGUUGUUAUAGUACACCAGUGUACCAGUAAGCACUCAAGAGGAGGGCUUCACCUCAUUAACAAAGCAUUCAUUGCAUUAUAUAUAUAAAAAAAAAACACAUUUUACAUACAGAAUAUAUAUUUAAUGUGACAAUUUAUAGUAACUACCAGUUACAAGAGGUAAAUAUUUUUGAUUAGCAAAAAAAAUAUUAGCGGUAAUCUACAUUACAGUACCAUGUAGCUAAACAGAAAGUGCACUGCAGAGGUGAGCAGGUUCAGUGGAUGAACAAUGUUCACAUGAACAUGAAAGUUAAGGUGCAAACCAUUAUGCUUUUUUUCUAUUAAUAUCUAACAAACUACAUUCUAUCCUUAUUUAUAAUCACAGUUUGUUCAAUUACAGUUAAUGCAACAUGUCUUUGGAGCUACAGCUUUCCAUUAACAACUGGAUGAAAGUGUUAUGUUGAUAGAAUGGGAAGUUCAAAGGUAAUAUAUUACUGACAAUAAAUCUUGUGAAACACGA
This is a messenger RNA of Notolabrus celidotus (New Zealand spotty), 4144 nucleotides long. It is a transcript of the gene pgr, whose product is annotated as progesterone receptor. The record is from RefSeq and is a predicted model, not a curated record. Gene Ontology annotation, molecular function: sequence-specific DNA binding; DNA-binding transcription factor activity; zinc ion binding. The transcript is spliced from 8 exons. Bases 59 to 2080 code for a protein of 673 amino acids. Gene Ontology annotation, biological process: regulation of DNA-templated transcription. Lineage: Eukaryota; Metazoa; Chordata; Actinopteri; Labriformes; Labridae.